AGUCUUAUUUAGUGCUGCAGGAGAGAGUACAACAGGGUGAAGAAUAGUAACACCACUGAGUGAGGUGAAGUCCAAGUGAGAAGGAGCAACAUGGAGAAAACUACAUGGAAACUUGGUUUGUUCCUGAUGAUUUUAAGUACUGUUUCAGAGACUUCUAACAGUUUAGUGGAGGGUUUGGAAUCAAGACUGAGUUAUGACUACACCAAAUAUCACCCCAUGCAUGAGAUAUACAGGUGGAUGGAAGAUGUGGAGCGAGGGAACCCAGAGCUGGUCUCUUCUUCUGUCUAUGGACGCACUUAUGAGGGAAACAAUAUCACCCUGCUGAAGUUGGGACUAAAAAACCCAGAAGUCAAAGAGAAGAAGGUUAUAUGGGUGGACUGUGGUAUCCAUGCACGAGAGUGGAUCGCUCCUGCCUUCUGCCAGUGGUUUGUCAAAGAGAUUGUGCACUCGUAUAAAACCAAUAAGAAGCUGGAGCAGAUGCUGCAGAACCUUGACGUCUAUGUUACUCCUGUGAUCAAUGUGGACGGAUACAUGUUUACCUGGAAAAAUGACAGCACUCGUCUGUGGAGGAAGUCUCGUUCGAGCCCUCCUCCAGGCAGCAGCUGUUAUGGUGUUGACCUCAACAGAAAUUUUAAUGCCAACUGGGGAACCGUUGGAAUAUCAUUUGACGGUUGUGCAAACACCUACUGUGGGAAAUCAGCAGGGUCAGAGCCGGAGGCUGAAGCUGUGAUGGGUUUUGUUGGUAAGAUGGUUAACCAGACUCUGUGUUUCCUCACCAUCCACUCUGCUGGGCAACUUAUACUCUUACCGUAUGGCCACCCUGAGAUCUCCGCACCCAACUAUGAUGAACUGGUUUCAGUCGGUGAGACAGCAGCAGCAGAGAUGAAGAAGGUACAUGGAAUGGGCUACACCGUAGGAACAUCUCCACAAAUCCUCUAUCCAAACUCAGGCUCAAGCCGCGACUGGGCUCGUCUCAUUGGCAUCCCAUUCUCCUACACCUUUGAGCUGAGAGACAAAGGUGAGUUCAGCCACCUGCUGCCAGAGGAGCAGAUCAAGCCGGCCUGUGAGGAGGCCUACGCAGGAGCUCUCUCCAUCAUCACACAUGUUCACGACAAGGCCUUCAACAGCGCUACCCUCCCUAACGCUGCUGUUUCUGGCCUCUCUAUGGUGAUUUUGAGCACUAUCAUGUGUGUGUUUCUAACAACAGGGGUCUUUGUGUAAGACGGUGGAACUGUCAACUGUACAAGGUUGUUUCACAAAUGAUUAGAUGAGGAUAAACUGGACAGGUAUGUAGUCUAUUUUAGACCUGUAGUCUUUCUGACUGAGGCAUUUACCCGAAGUCAUUAAUGACAGAUAUAGCUAAUAAAAUUGAUAU
Anoplopoma fimbria (sablefish) is the source of this 1375-nucleotide messenger RNA. Its product is annotated as carboxypeptidase O-like. The record is from RefSeq and is a predicted model, not a curated record. NCBI's taxonomy places the organism in Eukaryota, Metazoa, Chordata, Actinopteri, Perciformes, Anoplopomatidae. The transcript is spliced from 11 exons. Bases 91 to 1221 code for a protein of 376 amino acids. Gene Ontology annotation, biological process: proteolysis. Gene Ontology annotation, molecular function: zinc ion binding; metallocarboxypeptidase activity.